AUGCCCGACAACGACAACCCUCUGGCUGGCCUCCCGCCGGCCAACAACGACAUCAUCGACGACGGCGACGAUGAUGACCUCGAUUUGACCAAGAUCACAGUGCCUACCAUCAUUCCACUUAAGGGUGACCACAACCUGGAGGAGUGGAAGCUGGAAGUUCGUGUCGCAUUUCGCCUUCUCAACAUCACCAAGUUCCUCGAUGGUACGGCUGUUGAGCCUCCCGCGAAUGCGUCGUCCAAGAAGAAGAACAAGUUCCGCGUCCAACAGACUGUUGCAUACGCGGCUCUUUCGAAGUCAGUCGCCCCGGUCAGGGACAUAAUCAAGAGCAACGGCUACGUGUAUGCCGAGGACGACUUCGACCCAUACAAGCUUUACCUUGCGACCUGCAAAGCCUUGACAGGCAUGUCCGACGAAGGUUGGUGUGGUAUGGUGUGGGAACUCUCCCAGAUCAACGCCAGCAACUACGACACCUUGCGCGCUUUCGUCUCGCGUUUCCAUUACCUGAUUGCGAAGCUCAAGGACGUGGGCAUCAACCUUCCAGACAGGUUCCUACAGGCGCAACUCCUUUUGGGUUUGAAGACAUACGAUGCCAACUGGGUCGACAUGCUUCGCUUCCAACUGCAGACUGGACAGUUGGAUUACGAGAAACUGCUCAACCUCGUCACGACUAAGGCUAACGAACAGACCAUGUUCAACAUGUCGGCCACGUCGAAUCAAACCGCCAAGAAGGGCAACAAUCAGCAAGCCGGACAGCAAAAGUCUCGGCCUCAGUCACAACAACAAGCUGGCGCUCAGUCAGGGUCACUCUGCGGCGACCCCAGGUGCGGUAAAUACCAUCCAAGCACCCCGAGACACCCGUACCACGACAUCUGCAAACUACACCAUCCUGGCGGCAAUGAUGAGUGCUGGGUUGUGCACCCAGAGAAAAAGAAGGAAUACCAUGCGCGUAAGAAGAAAAACGACGCGUCAAGCAACACUUGCAACACCAACAGCAGCGGUACGCCUGAUGGUGGGAACAACAACAACGCCAACCGUGGCAUAUUCAACUUUGACUCAGGCGUCAUGAACGGCGUCAACAACAAUAGGGCCAAUGCCUUGAUCAACACCGUCCAUCUGAUGACAGCGAUUGAUGUCUACAACCUUGACAUUGCUGACGACGGUGCUGAGCCCUCUGAGGCUGCAGACAAAGUCGUCGCCUCUGCAGUAGUUGGAUCCAUCUCUGCAGACUCAAAGAUCACUCGGGACACUGUUUGCCUAGAUUCGGGCGCUUCAAACAGCGUAUUCAACGAAUCCAAGUGGUUUGACGACCUGUCUGAGCUUGAUCAACCUGUUAAAGUCGCCUCUGCAAAUGGCGGCACCUCGAAUCACGCCCUGGGAGGUGUGGUCUCUCUCUCAUGCGAGCGGUCGUGUGGUGGCCUUACCAACUUGACCAUCCGGAACGCCAUUUACUCCAAGGAUACGCCUCUCAAUCUCGUGUCAACCGGGCAGCUGCGUCGCCGUGGGGCGGUGUUUGACGGUCUGACUGACCGUCUUAUCCUCAAGGACAACCCUGCUCAGGAAGUCGCACAGCUCGGUUGGGUUGGAGACAUCUCGGUCUUCAAACUAAAUUCUAUUCCGGUCCAGAGUACUGAAGUCGUCCUGGUUGCCAUUCAGCAUCUGGCUCUCCCCGCCAUUGACUACGAAGUCAUGCAUCGUCGUUUGAUGCACGCGUCAAUGGACAAAGUUAUCAAAGCCUGCAGGCAAGCAGGUAUCAAGAUUAACACCCGCGAUGCAGGUAGCCAUCGUUGCAAGUGGUGUUAUCUUGGCAAGUCGCAGCAAUUGAUAUCCCACGACAAACUGCCCGCAGUGUCGCGCGCGUUGCAGCGCAUCCACGUCGACUCCAUUCCACACAAGCCUACUGGCAUUGGCGGGAAGAAUCACGCCAUCCACAUCGUUGACCAGUACUCUGCUUACCAUUGGUAUGUCGCCAUUGGAAGCAAGUCGGAUGGCUUCACGGCGCUUACCAACUAUAUCGUCUUUGUGGAGGUACAAUCAGGGACCUUAGUCCAAGAGAUCCACGUCGACAAUGGCACCGAGUUCAGCAUGGAUAAGCUGAGGGACUGGUGUCUUGCUCGUGGCAAGAAGUUGACACCCAUAUCGCCAAACUGUCCGCAACAGAACCCAAUGGCAGAACGCGCCGGCCGUACCAUUGUUGAGGGCGCCCGCACUGCGAAUCUGGAGGCGGGAUUUCCUGAAGAAUACUGGCCGUUGGCGGAGGAGGCGUUUGUUCAUGUUUUGAACCGCCUGCCAACCUCCCACAAUACAGACGACAAGUCGCCUAUGCAAACACUGGGUGAGUCGCUUGGUCUCGCGCGGGAUCAGUGCAUUCCACGCAUCCACCACCUCAGGGCGUAUGGUGCGAUUACCUUCGUCCACAUCCACGAUAAGAAGGUUAGACCACAGGGCCGCAAGAUGCUGGCAAAGGCCAUUGAGGGGAAGCUCUGUGGCUACGAAGGCAAUUCGGGCAAGGUCUACCGCAUCCGACUGAAUAGCAGUGGGCGUAUUGUACGCGCCAGAGAUGCGCGGUUCAUUGAGGAACUGACUGAGCCUGACGACACAACUGUCGACAACGAGCCAAUCUACGAAGCAACCUUCAAGGAUGUUUACCACGAGGACGAGUUCUUCAAGACAGUUGUCUACCUUGAUCACGACGUCGUCGACCGCCCUACACCUGCGAAUAAGGUGCAGUUUGACGACAACCCUGUCAUUGUGGAGGACUCCGCUGUACUUGACAAGGAAGCCGACACGCCAGAGAACAUUGACACUGGCCUCCAAACCCCUGAACCGACCCCUGAACCUGCGGGGGCUGACGACCACUUUGACACCGAAGGCAUGGUGGAUCAGGAAGAUCAGGAAGUUCGGAACGACAGCAUCUUCAACACUGAGGAGACACGCCCACGUCGAAGGGCCUUGCCACCUGGUUAUUAUUCAACCCUCAACAGCAAGGGCAAAGAGGCCGCUGAAAAACUGCUUGCAGGGCUUUUCGUGGAUCUUGAUCAGUUUGAGCUUGAGGCGCCAGAGAUGAUCAUGUCAGUGAUUGACAAUAAGGACCUCUUCGCACCUACCCACGCCAAGAUCCCCAAGACUUACAAGGAAGCGUCAAAGCGAACUGACUUUUAUACGCACUGGCAACCUGCUUGCCAGGAACAAUACGACAAAUUGAUCGCGUCUGGCACCUGGAAGCUGGUUGACAGGCCUCCUGGCGCCAAUGUUCUCCCUGGCAAGUGGGUAUUCGACCAGAAGUUUGACGACCAAAGCAACUGGGUGCGGAAUCGCGCCCGCUGGGUUGUCUGUGGUAACUUCGAGAAUGGCGACUACCAGCCGUACGAGGUCUACUCAGCUGUUGUACAUGCAUCAACAGUCCGUAUCUUCUUCAACCUUGUGGCUGCACUGGACCUCGAGUGCCACCAGUUUGACGUCGUGAACGCGUUUCUGAACGCCAUUGUUCCUGACGACGUGGAUGUCUACGUCCGGCAACCCACAGGGUUCGAGGAUGGCACUGAUAAAGUGUGCCGCCUCGUAAAGGCCCUCUAUGGCCUUCAACGUUCGUCAUUGUGGUGGUACCAGACCCUCGUUCCGGAGCUCAAGAAACUGGACUUUGAGCCGUUGACAACAGACGGCUGCAUGUUCAAACAUACCGGAAAUGGCGCCCUGCUUCUGAUCUACGUCGACGACUUCCUUCUUGCGGCGCCGACUGUCGAGAGUAUCAAUAAGGUCGCCGACGUGUUGGGUUCCAUCUUCGAGCUGAAGUGCCUGGGCGAGGCCCGCACUUUCCUUGGUUAUACGGUGUUCCGCGAUCGCGACAACCGUGUUAUCUACGUCAAUCAGGCGACUUACGUCACGAAGAUCCUGGAGCGAUUCGGCAAGACGAACCUCCACGCAGUAAAGACUCCCUGGAUCACGGGCGGCUUCAAUCUUCCGAAGACCUACGAUGUGGUUGAAUCAGCCACGAAGGGGUAUCAAUCAGAAGUCGGCGCCAUCAAUUACCUGGCAAACGGUACUCGUAGCGACAUGUCCUACACUACCAUGCGACUGGGCGAAGCAAAUUCGGGGCCCUCGAGCGCCCAUCUUCAACUUCUUCAGCACUUGUGGCGAUACAUCUCGGGCACGCGCGACCUUGGAAUUCGCUGUGGUGGAGGUAUCACGCCCUCAAACCUACAACUGCGGGCUCAUGGCGAUGCCAGCUUCGCGACCGACCUGUUGACACGCGUGUCGGUUGGGGGUCACGUUGUCAUGAUCGGCAACUGCCCUGUGGUCUGGAAGGCCAAGAAACAAACACUCGUCACUCUGUCGAGCACUGAGGCAGAGUUCAUCAAUUUGACGCCUACGGCGCUGUCGCUACUGUGGGUAGCCAAUGUAUUGAAGGACGCUGGGUAUCAACAGAAUGCGCCUCUGUUGUUCUUUACCGACUCAGCCAACGCCAGGGCGAUUGCCCUGAACCCUCUUAACACCGCCAGAACUUAUCACAUUGACCUGCGGUACAAAUGGAUAAUCCAACGCAUGGCCAUGGGCCAAUUCCAACUGGACCACGUCGGCACUGAUGAUAUGGUAGCUGACGGCCUUACAAAGGGCCUGAGUGGUGCGAAACACGCUCAGUUCGUCAAACAGUUGGGUCUCUGCGUUCCCCCUCUCCGUGAAGGGAAGAUCCGGGCCGAUUGA
Chaetomium globosum CBS 148.51 is the source of this 4698-nucleotide messenger RNA. RefSeq lists its product as uncharacterized. Lineage: Eukaryota; Fungi; Ascomycota; Sordariomycetes; Sordariales; Chaetomiaceae. Gene Ontology annotation, molecular function: nucleic acid binding. The transcript has a single exon. Bases 1 to 4698 code for a protein of 1565 amino acids. The record is from RefSeq and is a predicted model, not a curated record. Gene Ontology annotation, biological process: DNA integration.